Messenger RNA from Indicator indicator, 753 nucleotides. It is a transcript of the gene GATAD1, whose product is annotated as GATA zinc finger domain containing 1. Gene Ontology annotation, cellular component: nucleus. Gene Ontology annotation, molecular function: zinc ion binding; sequence-specific DNA binding. Bases 1 to 753 code for a protein of 250 amino acids. Gene Ontology annotation, biological process: chromatin organization; regulation of DNA-templated transcription. The record is from RefSeq and is a predicted model, not a curated record. The transcript has 5 exons. NCBI's taxonomy places the organism in Eukaryota, Metazoa, Chordata, Aves, Piciformes, Indicatoridae.
AUGCCGCUGGGGCUGAAGCCCACCUGCAGCGUGUGCCGCAGCACGUCCUCCUCCAUGUGGAAGAAGGGCGGGCAGGGAGAGAUCCUGUGCAACAACUGCACAGCCCGUUCCGCGCCGCCCGGGCCCGCCUCCUUCGCGACUACCUCGGCCGGCGCCCAGCACAGCAACGGGGGAGGUGGCGGCGGCAAGCAGAGCAAGCAGGAGAUCCACCGGCGGUCAGCGCGGCUGAGGAACACCAAGUACAAGUCGGCGCCCGCCGCAGAGAAGAAGGUUUCCACGAAGGGCAAGGGAAGGAGGCACAUCUUCAAGUUAAAAAACCCCAUCAAGGCUCCUGAAUCUGUCUCCACAAUAAUUACAGCAGAAUCAAUCUUUUAUAAGGGUGUGUACUAUCAGAUUGGAGAUGUUGUUUCCGUGGUUGAUGAGCAGGAUGGCAAAACCUACUACGCUCAGAUCCGUGGCUUCAUCCAGGACCAGUACUGUGAAAAGAGCGCUGCGCUCACCUGGCUCAUUCCCACACAAGCCAGCCCCAAGGAUUGCUUUGACCCAGCUUCCUAUAUCAUAGGACCAGAAGAAGAUCUCCCAAGGAAAAUGGAAUAUUUAGAGUUUGUUUGCCAUGCACCUUCGGAAUACUUCAAAUCUCGGUCAUCUCCCUUCCCUACAGUUCCCACAAGACCAGAGAAGGGCUACAUCUGGACUCAUGUGGGCCCUACUCCUGCCAUCUCCAUUAAAGAAACUGUUGCAAAUAAUUUAUGA